This is a messenger RNA of Cottoperca gobio, 3220 nucleotides long. It is a transcript of the gene ap5b1, whose product is annotated as adaptor related protein complex 5 subunit beta 1. The coding region runs from base 192 to 3041 and encodes 949 amino acids. Gene Ontology annotation, cellular component: AP-type membrane coat adaptor complex; lysosomal membrane. The record is from RefSeq and is a predicted model, not a curated record. NCBI's taxonomy places the organism in Eukaryota, Metazoa, Chordata, Actinopteri, Perciformes, Bovichtidae. Gene Ontology annotation, biological process: endosomal transport. The transcript is spliced from 3 exons.
GGGGGCGCUGAUGUAACGCUGCGAGUGUUAAAUGUUCACGUGACACAACACGGAACUCACCGGUCGAUGCUGGAUGUCAGUGAGGAGAACUUUGUUUUUCAUUGUAAAGUUUACCGUGUGAAAUGACUGGUUUGAACACAGUUAUUGACCUGAUCAUUUGCACGUCGACAAGAUUUGGGAUUUGAGCGAUAAUGGCGGAGAACUGGGCCGACAGGAUCUCUGCUUUCUACCGCAGCCCGUCUCGCUUCCUCUCCGGGACAACAGCUGAGGCUUUCCUCGCAGAGCUGCUCCAUGAGCUCCGAGAUGACAGAGCCAGUUACAGUGUCAAGGUCCUCCUGUUGUCUCCACUAUGCGAGUACCCGACUCUGCUGUGCCUCUCAGACUCAGUGGGUGAGGAGACAGCCCUGGAGCUCAUGUCAGUGUUUGUCCAGUGUCCUCCCAAGUCUGUCCAGUUUCGUUGUCACCUCCUCCUGGCCCUCACUUCUGUGCUAGUCUGCACCUCCUGCGUGAGCAGCCGCUCCCGUGCAUCUCAAGACUUCCUGGACCUGCUUCUUCAGAUAGCCCAGGACACCAGUGACCUUCAUGGUGACAGCUCUCUUCGCUCUUUACGGGCCACAGCCUGUGACUGCCUGCGGGAGCUGGAGGCCUGCUCUCCAGGCCUUCUCUCCCAGUGCCUCGAGCUCGUAGGUGGGCUCCGGCAGCAAGAAACCUCCCGGCUCCACCAGGCCUAUGCAGGGCUCCAUAUUCUGGUGUUAAGAAACGCAGUCUAUCAGCUCACCCAGGAAAUAGGAGCCGGUGCUGAGCAUCUUAAGGCUCUUCUGGGAGGCAACACAUCAGGUGCAUGGGAGGCAGAGCUGGACUCGGGCUUGAUGAAUAACACAGACUCAGCCAUACUGUCCUCUCUUAUCCUGGGGCCCAUGGGCACAGUGCCGACCCUGCAGACUGGGCCUGACUGUAAGGAGUUGCGUUCCGUGCUGUCCUCCCUCCUGGAGGAGUCCUACCUCCUCACGCCUCUGUGUCAGGCUGCGCUGCUACAUAGAGUGACAGAGGUGGUUGCCAUGGUGCCUGGUGUCUCUCCAGCUGUAUUCAGAGCUCAGCUGCUGCGACUGUUGGGCACCAGCGAGGUUUGCCUCCUUCACACCACUCUGCUGAUGAAGUGUGCGUUCACAGACAGCUUGUUCAGCGCCGAAGACGAAGCCUUCAUCCUCCAGCGGCUGGUCGUGCUCUGCCAGCAUCCUCUGCUGAGUACACCCGAGAAGCUUUUCUACAUGGACUGUAUCCUGCACUUUCCUGAGAACCGGCCAAUCGGCUUUGGCGAUGGGGACGAGGCCCUCCCUGUGCUGCUGACUCCGCGGCUAGCCUCGGCUCUAGUACCCACGGUGUUCAACGACAGCGCCACCAUGCUGGCCCGACUCAACAUGCUGUCUCUGGUCUACCUGGAGGAGGGGGAGGAGGGAGAGGAGAGCAGGGGGCUGGCCUACCUCUACGAACACCUCACCUCGCUGCUGCACAUCGUGGAAAACGGAGGCAGCCGAGAGAUUGUCGUCACCUUCUUCAGAGCCGCCUACCUCUUCCUUUUUCACUUCUGCCACGUGGAGCGCUACUUUCUCAGCCUGAUUGAGAAGCUGUGUAAGCUCUACCUCCGCCACACACACCUGGCUCCACACUUCAUCAACCUGGCCGACCACACCCAGGACAAGCUGACUGAGUCCCACUGGGCUGUGGUGUUCCUGAAGGCGCUCCAGGGAUUCGUCACUGAGGCCCCGCUCGCCCAGCUCACCUUACAAGACCUGAGAUGGCACCUCAAGAUGCUGGCAAGAGUGGCGGAGGAAGGAGAAAUCCAGCAGCAGAGCACCCUCAGCUUCCUGUCCAGCGUCAUCACUCCGUCUUCCUCCUCUCUGUGCGUGAGCGGCGACUGGCGUCUGGGGAACAGCCUGCUGGGGGUUUGCCGCCGCCUCCUCGUCCACCCUAGCCUGGACUCGCUGCUCAUCCCUCUGGCUGACGUGCUGCAGCAUCUCACCUGCCGCUAUGGAGACACAGACAUCCAGGACCACGCCCGCCUCUACUACACCCUCCUCACCACGCUGUCCAGGGAGAAGCUGGCCGGGGUUUUGGCGCAGGGUUCUACCGAGGGAGGGCGGCAGGUCAAGAAGCGAUCACUGUCCUGCAUCGUGGCUGAGAGCGAGGGACUGACGAGCAUGCUGACCAUUCACCAGACAGAGAAAACCAUAUUCAGGCUGAGUGAGGCCGGUCCUGAGCCACAAGAAGAAACACAAACUGAAAGGGACCUAAAGCAGAAUGAGACCGGCCCAGGAGAGGCGAAUGCAGCACUGGACGUUUACAGAGCUCAGUUUGACGUCCCUGGCUUUGCCUCAGAAAUCACUUUAAACUACCAGCUCACUCAUAUUGAAGCGACUGACUCCCACUUUGAUCAGCUCUUCAGCAUCCGCCUCCACUUCAACCUCACAGACGACCACUACGAAGAACUGAGCGACAUCAGUGUCCCGUGUCUGUUCAGAGAGAGAACGUCACCCAACGUUAGGCUGAGACUUAAGCCCAGACGGCCCUACCCCACCACCCUCCACGCCAGCGCCAUCUUCACCACCCAGGACGGCCUCUCCUGGCUCACCGAGCUGCCACACAUCCACGUGGCGUUCCAGCAGGCCUUUCUGCCUCUGCCCGCUCCACCGGCCUGGGGACGAGGCCGCAGACUGAGCUUGUUCGAGGGUUUAUGGGAUGAAAUGAACUCUGAUGGCGGAGAGGACCUGGCAGGCGGAGCUACCAGCCUGUUCUGCUGCCAGCUGAAGGAGGCAGCUCUGACUGGCUUGGUGGAGAAACACUUCCUCCCCUACCUUAUAUCAGAUGUGUCCGCUAAAGAAGAAUUCAAAGUGCUUUUCUUCCUCCCGCCACAGUCUCACCUGCUGCUGAGGAUCAGGUCGGAGGAUCCUGUGCACUUCGACAUCGCCACAGAUAACUGGCAGCUUCUGCCGCACAUAAGUUCUUAUUUACUGGCAAUCACAUCCUCACAGGAAGACACUUGACGUAUGAUUGUGAUGCACCUUACUCGCUUGUUUUUAUUUUUUUUUAAGCUGAUUUUUAACAAAAUCAUUGCAGUUGUCAGCGCUUUAAUAACUCAAAUUGUAUGUGAAAUUAAAUUGCUGAAGUAAAAUAGUUAUUGCACUUUAAUUGUGUUGACCUGGAAUAAAGCAAAUGUGUCAAA